Molecule: messenger RNA, 2166 nt
Organism: Manihot esculenta (cassava)
Lineage: Eukaryota; Viridiplantae; Streptophyta; Magnoliopsida; Malpighiales; Euphorbiaceae
Product: plant UBX domain-containing protein 11
Exons: 10
Coding region: 222-1844 (540 amino acids)
Molecular function (GO): protein binding
Source: RefSeq, a predicted model, not a curated record
CUUGAAGGUUUUCAAGUUGGGGUUGCUUAGUUGAAAGUUCGUGAUUUAGGGUUUUACUUUCUCUGAUCGUGCCAUUGAAUUUAUGAGGAUAUGCGUUCCGAAACUAGUUUUCAUUUGAUUGGUUGCGAUUGGAAUUUUAUGGUUUAUUUAGUUUUGUUCGAUGUAUGACGGUUUGUUAGAGUGAAUUCCUACUGUUACAGUACGAUUCCUUGCUUUUAGUGAUGGAAAAUUCGUUAUCUGCACUUGUAUACAAAGGUUCUAUUCCUGAAGCCAUUCUCGAAUCUAAGAAGCAGAAGAAGCUCUUUGUUGUCUAUAUUUCUGGUUCAGAUGAAAAGUCAAUUGAAUUGGAAAAAUCCACGUGGACUGAUCCAAAAGUGGCAGAGUCACUGUCAAAAUACUGCAUUUUCUUGCGUAUACCGGAAUCAAGCACUGAUGCUGCAAAUUUUUGUGCAAUAUAUCCACAGAAGUCUGUCCCUUCUAUAGCAGCUAUUGGGUACAAUGGGGUUCAGCUUUGGCAAAGUGAAGGAAUUGUUAGUGGUGAAGUUCUGGCUUCCAGCUUAGAGAAGGCAUGGUUGGGUCUUCAUAUCCAGGAAACAACUGCAACUGUCCUGACAGCAACACUUGCUUCAAAGAAACCUGAACUAUCUACUGCAGAAUCUUCUGAUAUUAGCUCAUCUCAGCAAGGGAGUUCUUCAGGUACAGUUGUUCCACCACCUUCAGUGGACAAACAUGUAGAAUCCUCAGAUGUUGGACCACCAGGUGCUUCUAAUUCAGUAGAAGAAAGCAACAUUGGUGAACAUAUGGUUGAGGGCAAUGGCACUAAUUUUGAUGAUAAGGCACUUUCAAAAUCAUCUAAUGCUGACAAGUCAUUGAGUAUUGAGGCUGAGCAAGCUGCUUCUCAUGGUGAUGAAGCCAAGGAAUUAACUAGUCCUCCAAGGUUAGACCCAGACAGUUCUGUUGCUGGUGGCAUGUCUUCUAGCACUGAAGAUAAGCAUCCUGCUGAAGAGAAGAUUAUUAAUCAGUAUUUAGGUAUUCCUGGUGGAGAUUCACAUUUAGUUACUUCUGAAAAAAAUGAAGCUGAACAAAAUGAAAGGGAUAAAUGUGUUGAUGCUAUUAAGGCUGAUAUAGUGGGCAACAAUAAGAGUGUUAAUGCAGCCAGUGAGGUUCAUUUGAAUAUCCGAUUGCCCAGUGGAGUUAGCUUGCAAGACAAAUUUUCUGUGACAAGCACUUUAGGAAUGAUCAAAGACUAUGUGGACAGCAACCAAGCUAGUGGCAUUGGCCCAUAUGAUCUUGCUAUUCCUUAUCCUCGCAAGGUGUUCAGCAAUCAAGAUUUGAGCAAAUCAUUGUCUGAGCUGGGUCUGUUCAAUAGACAAGCAUUGAUAGUAGUUCCUCAUCAAAGGGCCACAAAUUACCACAGAGGAGGUUCUUCGUCUGACCAAACUUCUACAAUAACCGACAGUGAUUCAGUUGCACGUAACGGGGGAUAUUUUGCUUAUGUCAAAACAAUGCUAUCAUAUAUCAAUCCACUUUCCUAUCUUGGUGGUAAUACAAGUUCAUCAAGUCCUGGACAAGCGCAAAGUGGCAUGUGGGAGUACAGUCCAAAUCCUGCACUGCAGAGCAACAACUUAGCAAGGACAGACAGGCCAUACUCCAGCAACUCACCAAACCAAAGCACUUCGGCAACUGGCAGAAAUGAUAACAGGAGCCGACAACCAACGACAUCCCCAUUCGGAAGCAAUAUUCACACAUUGAAACACGAUGAAGAUGAUAGCCAGUUUGGUGAUAGAAAUCCAUUCUGGAAUGGAAAUUCAACUCAAUAUGGUGGCAACAGUGAUGGUAAAUAAGGCGUCUGCCAGAAUUUCGUUAGUCCUAUCAGCUUCUAUUGAGUAUGAACUUUUAUCUAUGGCAGUUACCAAGUUUAAUUAAAUGAACUACAGUAGUAUAUAUGACCAACAAUGAAAAGAUAAAAAAAAUCCUUGAGGGAAAUAGAAGUCCUUGAAGUUACCUUGUGGUUGUAAAUAUCUACCUUUUGCCUCACGAAUUGGAUCUUGUUCGUGUAGUAGUUAAGAGAUGAAUAGGCCUACUUUUAAGCCUGUUUCUUUUAUCUUUUCAAUAGAAAACUAACGACGUAUAUUCAAGAAUAAAUGUGGAACUUAUCACAGGCUA